Ostrea edulis (European flat oyster) is the source of this 663-nucleotide messenger RNA. RefSeq lists its product as uncharacterized. Bases 1 to 663 code for a protein of 220 amino acids. The record is from RefSeq and is a predicted model, not a curated record. The transcript is spliced from 3 exons. NCBI's taxonomy places the organism in Eukaryota, Metazoa, Mollusca, Bivalvia, Ostreida, Ostreidae.
AUGCAUCUUCCUAUGGAUGCUGUCGCAUGUAAGGUAAUCGGCCUGUAUCUCACGACGCUGGGGCUCACUCACUUCUGUUCUUCCCAGUGUGUUGAUACUAGACAUUUGAACUUCCAGAGAAAAGAAAACUCCUCCAUUGGAGAUGGACAUGCUUUUAAGAUUUUGUCCAAUGCUGACAUAUGGCUUUGCAUGGAGUUAUGCUACAAGUAUACACUGUGUCGCUCAGUUGAUUGGGACCGAGACAAAACUACAUGCAGAUUAAACGUGAGAUCCGCCACCGAUAAUCCCAGUUUACUUGUGACCAAACAACGCAAUAUCCAUGUUGACCGGGAACAUUUUCCAGAGAUAGUUGCAGGGGAUUGCCUACAUCAUUCCUGUAAUAAUGUAUCCAUUUGCAUCCGCGGUAAUUGUGUUCCUACAUUACAAGACAAGACCUGUGGGCCUCUCCCCGCCGUCCCUCACGCCGAAGGGACUCUCCCUUUCGGUCCCUUUCCUGUAGGACAUACCCACAACUACACAUCGUGUUCGAUCGGCUACAUGCCGUCCGGUGACCCGUACACUUCCUGUCAGGAUGAUGGGAAAUGGUCGGACAUGACCUUUGAAUACAAAGGUUAUUUGAUAAAUGGCAAGUUUCUAUUUACAUGGUACGUACAUUCUCAAUAA